GCUACCUCUUAGAAGAGAAGGUAAAUGUUUCUGUUCUUCCAUGUUAAGAAGAUUUUUGCUGGUGCCACUGGAAAGGAAGAAAUGGGUUUUGGAGAAGCAGGGAAUAAUGUGCUAAUGCUCAACAGGUGGAGCCAGUCAUGCUGCUCAUCCCUUGAAGACUGAGGCAGAACGGUUUCGCAAUGACCUCCCUCAGUGAAGCAAAUGCUAAAUUUGUCGUUGACUUCUUCAAUGUGGUGAGGAAAAGCCAUCCAUGCGAAAAUGUUAUCUUUUCUCCAGUGAAUCUCUUAACGGCCCUGCACCUGCUGCUUUAUGGAUCAGGGCGUGACACAAAAGCUGAGAUCGAAAAGGUGCUUCAUCAUCUCAACAAAGCUGAAGAACAUGCAAGUUCAGGAGCCAGGAGCCACUCUGAAACAGCAACAAGAACUGACAGUUUAGGAAGCAAGCUAAGCCCAGAUUUUCCAAAAUUAUCAAACGCUCAGGCCAUCAUGAGUGAGGCUGUGUGUGAAGCUGAGGAAGGAGCCUCCUCAUUUACGACAUCUGGAGAAGAUAACAGACAAGCAGAUAGCAAUUUGGAUUUGUCAGUGGCAGAAACUAUUCCUCAACUUGAUGCUGAGGAAGCUACUCCUUAUUUUAUUCCUUGGAGGAAACAUCUCCUGGGAAGAGAAGAGGUUGAAUAUCUCAUUCACGAACUGUCAUCUCCAGAGGGGAAAUUAUCCGAGAAUCUAGCUAGUUCACAUGAAAACCAGGAAGAACAAUCUAGAAAUGAAAACAUGACAACUGCAGAAGCACCUCUCCCUACAUCUUCUUCAAGUGUCCAAGUAGCCACCGAUGAUAUCAGUGCCCUGUUGUGUGUGUUCAGACAUACAGUAGAACAUGCAGAGAACAAUGUGCAGGCGUUCAAGGAAACCUUUGACAUUUUUAAAGAAUGUUGUGACAAAAUGUGCACAAGCAUGACAAAUCUGCAAGGAGUUUUGGAAACGUUAAUAACCAUUUUAAGAGAAUAAGAAAGAAAUAGCUUUUAUGGGAAGGAAGUGUAUGAAAUACAUUUACUGAACUGGAAGAUAAGUCUGAUAUAAAUUAACCAACAGUUUAUGUGUUUUCCUUGCACAAUGGGACAACAGAGGCUAGAAACAGAUGACCAAUUUACUACUCACCUUCACCUGAUGCUAGGUAAAACUCUCCUUACCACCUAGCAGGAUGAUAGAGAGGGUUCAUAUGGAUUUCCAUGUCAGCUUCCUUCAGUGUGUAUGUAACCACUUCACUUGGUUUUCGCCAAGCCUUAAAAACCUGGCUAUUCAGGCGGGCCUAUGGAAUUGGCGAGGAUUAAUUUUUAUGAGGUUUUAACUGGAAUUGCUUUUAAAUUGAUUAUGAUUAUGUUUGCUGGUUUAUUAUGUUGUAUAUUAUGUACUGCUCUUAUUAUUGUAAGUCGCCUAGAGUGUCCACUAACCUGGACAGAUAGGCGACCAACAAAUAAAAUUUAUUAUUAUUAUUAUUAUUCACAAGAUGGCUGCCUGAGCCCUCACAGAUGAUCAUACUACACAGGGUGAAGUUACUAAACCUAGUUGUCUGUAUCAUCCUGCAAGUGGUAAGAUAGAUCAGGUGCAAAUGUGUGGGUAAAAUACAUGACAAAAUUGCUGUUUGCAGACAACCUCUAUACUAAUCUGCCAAGAGGAAAGGAAAAUUUGAACAACUUCCUAGGCAUGGCUAUGUGGCAAAACUCUCAUCUGUAUCCGCACAAUGGCCCUUUGUACUGGCCUUUUACGGUAGGAUUUCUUGUUAAGGCAUGAAAUUCUAAAAAGAAUGCUCUGAGGAAAGGAAUAAAAUGCAUCAAAAAUAAAUGGUGCUUUUUCCAGUCUAGUGACUUCCUGCACAAUCAAACCAAGCCCUUUCCCAAGCUUUUUUCAUGACCUCCAUAUUUCUAAUGUUCAAUGACAAACUUCAGUAAUGAAAUUUCAAAAGAUGUUUUAGAAUGUUGAGGUCAUCUGCCUUUUAAAUAAGCUUGUUUCUUGAUGUCUUUGGUUUUAUUGCGUUACUUUUUACUGAUUUUAUAUCUGUAUAUUAAUUUUUUCAUAAACUGCUUUGAAAAGUUGCUUUGGAAAGC
Messenger RNA from Rhineura floridana, 2101 nucleotides. RefSeq lists its product as uncharacterized. Lineage: Eukaryota; Metazoa; Chordata; Lepidosauria; Squamata; Rhineuridae. Bases 180 to 1004 code for a protein of 274 amino acids. The transcript is spliced from 4 exons. The record is from RefSeq and is a predicted model, not a curated record.